Molecule: messenger RNA, 2986 nt
Organism: Manacus vitellinus (golden-collared manakin)
Lineage: Eukaryota; Metazoa; Chordata; Aves; Passeriformes; Pipridae
Gene: MAP4K5
Product: mitogen-activated protein kinase kinase kinase kinase 5
Exons: 33
Coding region: 140-2578 (812 amino acids)
Biological process (GO): protein phosphorylation
Molecular function (GO): MAP kinase kinase kinase kinase activity; ATP binding
Source: RefSeq, a predicted model, not a curated record
AUCACCAGCGGGUUCGGGAGCGGCCAACUACGGCGACGUGUACAAGGCUAGAAAUCUUCAUACAGGAGAACUGGCUGCUGUAAAAAUAAUCAAGUUAGAGCCUGGGGAUGACUUUUCACUGAUACAGCAAGAAAUAUAUAUGGUCAAGGAAUGCAAACAUUGCAACAUAGUCGCCUAUUUCGGGAGCUAUCUCAGCCGUGAGAAGCUGUGGAUAUGCAUGGAAUACUGCGGUGGGGGAUCCCUCCAGGAUAUUUACCACGUGACAGGACCUCUGUCAGAGUUACAAAUUGCAUAUGUGUGCAGAGAAACUUUACAGGGUCUUGCUUAUUUGCAUAUGAAGGGCAAAAUGCACAGAGACAUAAAGGGUGCAAAUAUUCUCCUGACAGACCAUGGGGAUGUCAAAUUAGCUGACUUUGGGGUAGCAGCAAAAAUAACAGCCACCAUUGCGAAGAGGAAAUCCUUUAUUGGCACCCCUUACUGGAUGGCCCCCGAGGUGGCAGCAGUGGAGAAGAACGGGGGGUACAACCAGCUGUGCGACAUCUGGGCCGUGGGGAUCACGGCCAUCGAGCUGGCAGAGCUCCAGCCACCCAUGUUCGACCUCCACCCCAUGAGGGCUCUGUUUCUAAUGUCAAAAAGUAAUUUUCAGCCGCCAAAGCUAAAGGAAAAAGCAAAAUGGUCAGCAACAUUCCAUAAUUUUGUCAAAAUAGCACUUACAAAAAAUCCAAAGAAGAGGCCAACAGCAGACAGACUCCUCUCUCAUAGCUUUGUGGGGCAGCCUGGUCUGUCAAGGUCUUUGGCAGUUGAGCUGCUGGACAAAGUCAACAACCCCGACAACCACACGCACUACAGCGAAGUCGACGAUGAUGAUUUUGAGCCUCACUCCGUCAUCCGCCACACCAUCCGCUCCACCAACAGGAACAUCAGGGCAGAGAGAACAGCCUCAGAGAUAAACUUUGAUAAGCUGCAAUUUGAGCCCCCUCUUCGGAAAGAAACGGAAGCUCGGGAUGAAAUGGUUGUGGCAGCUGGCAGUGACUUUGCUUCACACUGGAAUCCUUUUGUUGAUGGUGGAAGCAACAAGGGACUGCUCACAAAAUUUGGCGAUGGGAGUGAAGAUGUUGAAGAGUCGACCCUAAAGCGAGCGGGGCCACCUCCGCUGCCUCCCAAGCCGAGAAUAAACAGUUAUCCCGAGGAAAACCUCCCAGAUGAUGAGAGAUGCCAGACAAUAAAACAUUUCCCAGACUCACAGAACAGAGCCCCACCAGCCCACAGGAGACAGAGUAUCCCAGUUUGUGGGCCUCAGGCUGAUUCCAGCCCCAUUGGAAUGACCAGCAGCAUCAGCAGCCCUGGAUUGCUCACAGCCAGAUACAGCGACCUGGGCAAUGGGAAUGGGAUGCUGAAACUCAUCGAGGAAAACGUGGAAGGGUCCGGACAAAUCCCUCAGCUCCCACGGAAAAAGGAGAAAAGAGAUUUCCCUAAACCAGCCAUCAAUGGUUUGCCUCCGACUCCGAAGGUGCUGAUGGGAGCAUGUUUUUCCAAAGUCUUUGAUGGUUGUCCUUUGAAGAUCAACUGUGCAACAUCGUGGAUACAUCCAGAUACUAAAGACCAGUACAUCAUCUUUGGCACAGAAGAAGGGAUCUAUACUUUGAAUUUGAAUGAACUUCACGAGGCAACAAUGGAACAGUUAUUUCCCCGAAAAUGCACCUGGCUGUAUGUUAUCAACAACACCUUGAUGUCCUUGUCAGAAGGGAAAACGUUCCAACUCUACUCCCAUAAUUUAAUAGCUUUGUUUGAACAAGCCAAAAAAACAGGAUUAGCUGCUCAUAUUCAAACCCACAGAUUUCCUGACAAAAUAUUACCAAGGAAAUUUGCCUUAACGACCAAGAUCCCUGACACAAAAGGAUGCCACAAAUGCUGUAUAGUACGAAAUCCAUACACAGGCCAUAAGUACCUCUGUGGUGCGUUGCAGUCUGGAAUUGUUCUACUCCAGUGGUAUGAGCCAAUGCAGAAAUUCAUGUUAAUAAAGCACUUUGAUUUCCCCCUGCCAAGCCCCCUGAAUGUGUUUGAGAUGCUGGUGAUCCCUGAGCAGGAGUACCCCAUGGUGUGUGUGGCCAUCAGCAAGGGCUCGGAGCCAAACCAGGUCGUGCAGUUUGAGACAAUCAACCUGAACUCGGCGUCCUCGUGGUUCACAGAGAUCGGGGCAGGCAAUCAGCAGUUGGAUGCCAUUCACGUGACACAGCUGGAAAGGGACACUGUCCUGGUCUGCCUGGACAAAUUUGUGAAAAUAGUGAAUUUACAAGGGAAACUGAAGUCAAGCAAGAAAUUGGCCUCUGAGCUGAGCUUUGAUUUCUGCAUUGAGUCAGUGGUGUGCCUUCAGGACAGCGUGCUGGCCUUCUGGAAACAUGGAAUGCAGGGCAAGAGCUUUAAGUCAGAUGAAGUGACCCAGGAGAUAUCCGAUGAAACCAGGGUUUUCCGCUUGCUGGGGUCAGACAGAGUGGUUGUGUUGGAGAGCAGGCCCACGGAGAACCCUCAGGCUCACAGCAACCUCUACAUCCUGGCUGGACACGAAAACAGUUACUGAACAACGCCCACCCAACACAAAUAACGGAGGGAACUUGCCUCAGGAGGAACAAAGGAGCGUUAGGAAACUGGAACUUGCCGUUUCUUUCCUUGACACCGAAGCUGUGCUGGUUUUUAGGGUGGGAAUCAAUCCAUUUUUGCAGCUGGGAACAGCUGGUUCUGUCUCUUGCCACUGUGUGGUUGGUUAUAUGGAGUUUGCUUAAUAAAAGCUGAGAUAAAGAGCCCUUUACUCGUUAGUUGUAGGGAAACAGAGCCUUGAAACAUGUUAUGCAGUAAAGGUGCCAUAAACUGUUAAAUAUUUUUCUUCCCUUGGAUUUUCCUGUUAGUCUGUAGAUAUAGAUCUAGUGCUGGCUGUUGCCCUGUUUUAUACUGAGUCUUAUUCUUAAUAAAACAAAGAUUUGUGUAGGAA